This is a messenger RNA of Chrysochloris asiatica (Cape golden mole), 2451 nucleotides long. It is a transcript of the gene HSP90AA1, whose product is annotated as heat shock protein 90kDa alpha (cytosolic), class A member 1. The record is from RefSeq and is a predicted model, not a curated record. Gene Ontology annotation, biological process: cellular response to heat; protein folding; protein stabilization. Gene Ontology annotation, molecular function: disordered domain specific binding; ATP binding; ATP hydrolysis activity. The transcript is spliced from 11 exons. Gene Ontology annotation, cellular component: neuronal cell body; cytosol; perinuclear region of cytoplasm. NCBI's taxonomy places the organism in Eukaryota, Metazoa, Chordata, Mammalia, Afrosoricida, Chrysochloridae. Bases 189 to 2390 code for a protein of 733 amino acids.
GCAGGCGCAGAAGCACGGCCGCGGUGGCGGUUAGGGAGGGUUCUUCCGGAAGGUUCGGGAGCUUUCUAGAAAAGGCGCCGCGCGCUGGGCGGGCCGCCACUAUAUAAGGAAGACGCGGGGGCGGCGCUCCAGUUGCUACUGCGUCCUGGUGCCGCUUUGCUGCGGAGCUGUGCGGUCCUUUCUCCAAGAUGCCCGAGGAGACCCAGGUCCAGGAUCAGCCCAUGGAGGAUGAGGAGGUGGAGACGUUCGCCUUCCAGGCGGAAAUCGCCCAGUUGAUGUCCUUGAUCAUCAACACCUUUUACUCGAACAAAGAGAUCUUCCUGCGGGAGCUCAUCUCCAAUUCCUCCGAUGCCCUGGACAAAAUCCGAUACGAGAGUCUGACGGACCCCAGUAAGCUGGACUCGGGGAAAGAACUGCACAUUAACCUCAUUCCCAACAAACAGGACCGAACCCUCACCAUUGUAGACACGGGGAUCGGCAUGACCAAGGCCGAUUUGAUCAAUAACCUUGGUACCAUCGCCAAGUUGGGGACCAAGGCGUUCAUGGAAGCGCUGCAGGCUGGCGCAGACAUCUCCAUGAUUGGCCAGUUCGGUGUGGGCUUUUAUUCUGCGUAUCUGGUGGCUGAGAAGGUGACGGUGAUCACCAAGCACAACGAUGAUGAGCAGUAUGCGUGGGAGUCCUCGGCUGGAGGCUCCUUCACCGUCAGGACAGACAUAGGUGAACCUAUGGGUCGUGGAACGAAGGUUAUUCUGCAUUUGAAGGAAGACCAAACUGAGUACUUGGAGGAAAGAAGAAUGAAGGAGAUUGUGAAGAAACACUCUCAGUUUAUUGGCUAUCCCAUUACACUUUUUGUGGAGAAAGAACGAGAUAAAGAAGUGAGUGAUGAUGAGGCUGAAGAAAAAGAAGAGAAGGAGGAAGAGAAAGAAAAAGAAGAAAAGGAGUCAGAUGAUAAGCCUGAAAUAGAAGAUGUUGGUUCCGAUGAAGAAGAAGAAGAAAAGAAGGAUGGUGACAAGAAGAAGAAGAAGAAGAUCAAGGAAAAGUACAUUGACCAAGAGGUUCUCAACAAAACUAAGCCUAUUUGGACCAGAAAUCCUGAUGAUAUCACCAAUGAAGAGUAUGGAGAGUUCUAUAAGAGCCUUACCAAUGACUGGGAAGACCAUUUGGCUGUGAAGCAUUUCUCAGUUGAAGGACAGUUGGAAUUCAGGGCCCUUCUCUUUGUCCCGAGACGUGCCCCUUUUGACCUGUUUGAGAAUCGGAAGAAAAAGAACAACAUUAAGUUGUACGUGCGCAGGGUCUUCAUCAUGGACAACUGUGAGGAGCUGAUCCCGGAGUAUCUCAAUUUCAUUCGUGGCGUGGUGGACUCUGAGGACCUCCCUUUAAAUAUUUCUCGGGAGAUGUUGCAACAAAGCAAAAUUUUGAAAGUUAUCAGAAAGAAUUUGGUCAAAAAGUGCUUGGAACUCUUCACCGAACUGGCGGAAGAUAAAGAGAACUACAAAAAGUUUUAUGAGCAGUUUUCUAAAAACAUAAAGCUUGGGAUACACGAAGACUCUCAAAACCGGAAGAAGCUUUCAGAGCUGUUGCGCUAUUACACAUCUGCGUCUGGCGAUGAGAUGGUGUCUCUCAAGGACUACUGCACCAGAAUGAAGGAAAACCAGAAGCACAUCUACUACAUCACUGGUGAAACCAAGGACCAAGUUGCAAACUCAGCCUUUGUGGAGCGUCUCCGGAAGCACGGCUUGGAGGUGAUCUACAUGAUAGAGCCCAUCGAUGAGUACUGUGUCCAACAGCUGAAGGAAUUUGAGGGGAAGACGUUAGUGUCCGUCACCAAAGAGGGCUUGGAACUUCCAGAAGAUGAAGAGGAGAAAAAGAAACAAGAAGAGAAGAAAACAAAGUUUGAAAACCUCUGCAAAAUCAUGAAAGACAUCUUGGAGAAAAAAGUAGAAAAGGUGGUGGUGUCCAAUCGGUUGGUCACAUCCCCGUGCUGCAUCGUCACGAGCACAUACGGCUGGACGGCCAACAUGGAAAGAAUCAUGAAGGCUCAGGCCUUGAGAGACAACUCGACAAUGGGCUACAUGGCCGCCAAGAAGCACCUGGAGGUAAACCCUGACCACUCCAUCAUCGAGACCUUGCGGCAAAAGGCCGAGGCUGACAAGAACGACAAGUCUGUGAAGGACCUGGUCAUCUUGCUCUAUGAGACCGCACUGCUGUCUUCAGGCUUUAGUCUAGAAGAUCCCCAGACACAUGCUAACAGGAUCUACAGGAUGAUCAAACUCGGUCUGGGGAUUGAUGAAGAUGACCCCACUGCUGACGAGACCAGCACAGCUGUCACUGAAGAGAUGCCGCCCCUCGAAGGAGAUGACGACACUUCACGCAUGGAGGAAGUUGACUAAUUCGUCCUGAGGCAUCCACGAGUUCAAUACUUUUUCUUCAUUCCCUCUGACAAUAUAUUUU